Molecule: messenger RNA, 1192 nt
Organism: Ochotona princeps (American pika)
Lineage: Eukaryota; Metazoa; Chordata; Mammalia; Lagomorpha; Ochotonidae
Gene: LRRC23
Product: leucine rich repeat containing 23
Exons: 6
Coding region: 65-1102 (345 amino acids)
Molecular function (GO): protein binding
Source: RefSeq, a predicted model, not a curated record
CGUGACCUUUUUCCUCAGGUCGGGGAGCUGGAUCUGACUGCGGAGUCCGCAGGUGGAAGGAGCGAUGUCAGACGAAGAUGAUCUGGAAGACUUUGAGCCAGAUCAGGAGGACUUCGAAAAAGAUGAUGAUGAGAAGGAGACAGAGGAAUGGGAGGACUACAGGAAAGAGGGGGAAGAACUCUCCGAGGACUGGGCUCCCACGCCCCUCACGGAGUACGUGAUGAAGGAAGGGCUUUCCUUACUCUGUAAGACGGGCAGUGGCCUGGCUCAUGCUUACGUCAAGCUGGAGAUUAAAGAGAGAGACCUAACAGACAUCUCCUUGCUACGAUCCUACAUUCAUCUGCGCUACGUGGAUAUUUCUGACAAUCACGUGACGGACCUGUCCCCACUCAAUUACCUCACGCAUUUGCUCUGGCUCAAGGCUGACAAUAAUCGGCUGCACAGUGCCCAGCUCAAUGAACUGCCCUACCUGCAGAUGGCCAGUUUUGCCUAUAACCAGAUCACGGACACGGAAGGCAUUGCUCAUCCUCGUCUAGCCAGCCUGGAUCUCAAAGGCAAUCGUAUCCAGAUGGUGACAGGACUGGACCCCCAAAAGCUGAGCAGCCUGCACACAUUGGAGCUGCGUGGAAACCAGCUGAAAAGCACCAUGGGCAUUAACCUACCCAAGCUGAAAAACCUCUACCUGGCCCAGAACAUGCUGAAGAAGGUGGAAGGCUUGGAGAACCUGAGCAGUCUCACUACCUUGCAUCUUCGAGACAACCAGAUUGAAACGUUGAGUGGCUUCUCCAAGGAGAUGAAGUCCUUGCAGUACCUCAACCUAAGAGGCAACAUGGUGGCUGACCUGUCGGAGCUGGCCAAGCUCCGGGACCUGCCCAAGCUGCGAGCUUUGGUGCUGCUGGAUAACCCGUGUGCGGAUGAGACUGACUACCGUCAGGAGGCCCUGGUGCAGAUCGCACACCUCGAACGCCUGGACAAGGACUUCUUUGAGGAGGAGGAGCAGGCUGAGGCUGAGGAAAUCCGCCAGCGGCUGAAGGAGGAGCAGGAGCAGGAGCAGGAGGCUGAGCAGGGGCAGAACCCGGAUCAGGACCCUGCGCUGCAGUAGCAGCUGUUCUCACGGCCUCUGUGGACGCUGCGGGAGGUGGCAGGGAGGCCAAGGGCUGGGCAGGCAGGGGGAGUGAAGGGGCUGAAGGAG